UACUCUAGCGUCUGCUUAGCCUAACUACUUUCCAUCUGUUAUUCGCUCCUUUACAAGCGAGUAAAAAUCUAUUUAAAGCUUACGUCUCUACCUCAGCUGCUGCGAAAUGGCGGGGAACUUCUGGCAGAGUUCUCAUUAUCUGCAGUGGGUCCUGGAUAAACAGGACCUGAUGAAAGAGCGCCAGAAGGACCUGAAGUUUCUCACAGAAGAGGAGUACUGGAAGCUGCAGAUUUUCUUCGCCAACGUGAUCCAGGCUUUAGGUGAGCACCUGAAGCUUCGUCAGCAGGUCAUUGCUACCGCAACUGUUUACUUUAAACGCUUCUAUGCCAGGUAUUCUUUGAAAAGUAUAGAUCCAGUUCUCAUGGCCCCUACCUGUGUUUUCCUGGCUUCUAAAGUUGAGGAAUUUGGAGUUGUAUCCAAUACCAGGCUGAUCUCUGCAGCAACAUCUGUGUUGAAAACAAGAUUUUCCUUUGCCUUUCCAAAGGAGUUCCCCUACAGAAUGAAUCAUAUAUUAGAAUGUGAGUUUUAUCUUUUGGAGCUGAUGGACUGCUGCCUGAUUGUGUACCACCCCUACAGACCAUUGUUGCAGUAUGUGCAGGAUAUGGGACAGGAGGACAUGCUGCUGCCCCUGGCCUGGCGAAUAGUGAAUGACACGUACAGGACAGAUCUGUGUUUGCUCUACCCUCCUUUCAUGAUAGCCCUGGCUUGUCUGCAUGUUGCCUGUGUGGUGCAGCAGAAAGAUGCCAGACAGUGGUUUGCAGAGCUCUCGGUUGACAUGGACAAAAUCCUGGAGAUUAUCCGUGUUAUUCUGAAGCUGUAUGACCAGUGGAAAAAUUUUGAUGAUAGAAAGGAGAUAGCUGCUGUCCUAAACAAAAUGCCAAAACCCAAACCACCUCCAAACAGUGAGAGUGAUCAGAGCUCCAAUGGGAACCAAAGCAACUCAUACAGCCAGUCUUAGCAUGGCGUCUGUACUUCUGUGGAAAUCCAUAAUGUUGACCUGGGGAGGAGGAGGAGGAAACAGUCACAAUAUUCAUCUGAGUGAGAUUCGUCUUCAACCGACCCCCAACAAACUGAGAGAUGUCUUCACCUUUUCCUCCCUGUCUGGUCAUUAUGGGUUUCUGGACUGAGCAAGUGGGUGCGCUAAAUCCUGCAGUGAACAGCCGAUCACUGACAGCAAGCGUUGACGUCUCGAUGAGGCUUUCUACUCUGACUUGAAAUAAACUUAAAAGCUAAGGAACUUGUGGGGGGAAUGGGGUGGGAGGGAAUGUAGGGGAAACCUGAUAGAGAGCAGAUGCGAUGGUUCAGUUGACACUUGUCAUUGUGAUGAUCCUGACGUCCUUGAACAGCCCAGAGGAGCGAGUCUUUACACGCAGACCUCCGUGGGAUUUGA
Archocentrus centrarchus (flier cichlid) is the source of this 1390-nucleotide messenger RNA. RefSeq names its product cyclin C (gene ccnc). Bases 107 to 958 code for a protein of 283 amino acids. Gene Ontology annotation, molecular function: cyclin-dependent protein serine/threonine kinase regulator activity. Gene Ontology annotation, biological process: regulation of transcription by RNA polymerase II. The record is from RefSeq and is a predicted model, not a curated record. Lineage: Eukaryota; Metazoa; Chordata; Actinopteri; Cichliformes; Cichlidae. The transcript has 12 exons.